This is a messenger RNA of Micropterus dolomieu (smallmouth bass), 1890 nucleotides long. RefSeq names its product nei-like DNA glycosylase 3 (gene neil3). Gene Ontology annotation, cellular component: nucleus. The coding region runs from base 88 to 1812 and encodes 574 amino acids. Gene Ontology annotation, biological process: base-excision repair. The transcript has 10 exons. The record is from RefSeq and is a predicted model, not a curated record. Lineage: Eukaryota; Metazoa; Chordata; Actinopteri; Centrarchiformes; Centrarchidae. Gene Ontology annotation, molecular function: DNA-(apurinic or apyrimidinic site) endonuclease activity; zinc ion binding; DNA N-glycosylase activity.
CAAAAUUGAAUUCCGCGGCGGGAAUCAAGGCGACAACAAACAGCAAUUCAACAGCUGCGACUUAAUUUUUCUUAUCCGAACUCCAAGAUGGUUGAAGGUCCGGGGUGCACAUUAAAUGGAGAGAAAAUCCGUUCUAAAGUUCAAAAAGGACAGAAACUGAAAGACAUCAGAGGCAGUUUGACAACAACCACCAAAAACAACUCCGAAGGAAAUGCCUUCCACAGUUUUCUUGGUCGUCAGUACACCGGCGUUGAAACCUUGGGCAAGGAGCUCUUCGUGUACUUUGGUUCAAGAGCUCUGAGAGUCCACUUUGGUAUGAAUGGAUCAAUGCGUAUAAACUCUGCUGAGAGGAAGGAUAGGACAGGCUCCAUACCAGUGCUGGAAAUACACCUGACUAAAGACAUUCUGUGCUUCUUUGACAGCACUGUGGAAAUAAGGGUGACAGAGGACUGUGAGCAAAGGGUGAGGGCUAUGGAGAGUCUGGAUGUGUGCUCCCCUAAGUUCAGCUUCUCCCACUCUGAGGAGGCACUGAGGAGCCAAAGUCACAGGGCGCUCUGUGAUGUUCUCCUAGACCAGGCCGUCAUGCCGGGAGUCGGCAACAUCAUUAAAAACGAAGCCCUGUUUGACUCGGGCCUCCAUCCAGCCGUGAAGGUUCAGCAACUGACAGACGAGCAGAUCCACCACUUGGUGAAGAUGACGCGUGAUUUCACUCUUCUGUUUUAUAAGUGUCGCAAAUCUGGCUCUCCUCUCUACAAACAUUACAAAGUCUACAAGCGUCCCCAGUGCAGCCAGUGCUUUCAUGUCAUCACAGUCUGUCGUCUUGGAGACAACGGCAGGAUGACUUACUUCUGCAAGCGCUGUCAGAAGGCAGAUCCCAACGGGGUUGACAUCAGUAAGCUCCCAGUCAGAAACAGCCUGAUCGGCUGGGCCUACAAUGAGCAAACCAAUGAUAAUGUGGCUAAGAAGGAGGAAGAGGACUGGGCCUGUCAACUCUGCACACUAAUCAACCAGCCAGAAACAAAAGCCUGUGAUGCCUGCCUCACUCCGAGACCUGAGGUCCACAAAGUGAUCAGCGCUGAUGCAUCACCCGAUUUGAUUAAAUAUCCCUGCACUGUCUUUAAGAAGCCACAAGAGGAGCUCAAAGUCAACUGGAGGUCUGCAUUUGGGACUUCCACCCUUGUUUUCUCUGACUUGAGCAAGAAGCCAAACCCUGUAAACUCCCCAGCCGGCAGUCAUUUGAAUUCCUCGGCGGCACAGCAAGGUUCAUAUAAAUACAGCAUCUGCCAAGGGACAACAAGCCCCAAUUAUGCCUCUGGUGGCUGGCAGAAGCAAAGUGCCGAGCUCUCCAAUGGGGAAUCACUGGCCUCCUACAGUCACACAUCCAAGAAAAUGAGAAUUGAUCACAGUCCCUUUCCCAGUAACAAUGCUCAAAAUGGAACCCCCAACUCACAUACACGCAAAAUAGAAGCGACAAGCCACAGCUCCUUUUCUUCAAGUACCAGUGCCCCUUGUUGUGCAUCCCAUUGUCGUCCAGCUGUCCUUAGAGUGGUCCACAAGGAGGGGGAGAAUAAGGGACGACAGUUCUAUACCUGCUCGCUUCCCAGAGAGACCAAGUGUAACUUCUUUGAGUGGGCUGACUUACACUUUCCUUUUUGUCAACAUGGGAAACGCUGUUUAAUGAGGACGGUUCUGAAACUAGGACCCAACAACGGCCGGAAUUUCUACACCUGCAGCUUUCAAAAGGGUAAACAGUGUGACUUUUUCCAGUGGGCAGAGAAUGGACCAGGGGUAUCCAUCCUCCCAGGUUGUUAAAUGUGUUUUGGCAAUCCAUUACUUCUAAAUGAAAUCCUGAUGCCUAUGUUGAUAUAAAUAAAUGGAUACAGAAGGGAA